AUGGGGCUAUCGAGGUCUUGGGUUGUAAUAGUGUGGACUGAGGACAGAGUACACCAGGCAGAGGUGCUAGUCAGACUGAGGGAUGCUCCUAAUGUUAUCACUGAUACAUUCUUUAUUUUUGAUGUACCUUAUUCUAAUCUGAGAGACAUAGGUUUUACACACUCCUAUGAAGCUAGUUCUGUUUCUGAAAACCUAAGGAUUACUGUUAAGAGUAGUUCUAGUGAGAUCAUUGGACUGUACACGUUGGGGCAGUUUUUUUGGGUUAGUAAACUUUAUAGGGAUGUUUCAUUAGAGGUGCAAGGGGCUGUAUUUUUGGCAAAUCUGAUAGAGUUACUGCUUGGGGAGUUCGAUUUGAUUCUGGGUAUGGAUUGGUUGGUUGAGCACCAAGUCUGUUUGGAUUGUGCGACUAGGAGGGUCGUUCUGAGGACUGAGGAUGAUAAGGAAGUGGUUGUGAUCGGUGAGCAUUGA
Molecule: messenger RNA, 468 nt
Organism: Gossypium arboreum
Lineage: Eukaryota; Viridiplantae; Streptophyta; Magnoliopsida; Malvales; Malvaceae
Exons: 2
Coding region: 1-468 (155 amino acids)
Source: RefSeq, a predicted model, not a curated record